Cladocopium goreaui is the source of this 3948-nucleotide messenger RNA. The record is from the annotation of a GenBank genome assembly. Lineage: Eukaryota; Dinophyceae; Suessiales; Symbiodiniaceae.
AUGUCACUGUCGAGAUCUACAUCUCAUGGCAGUAGUUCUUGCAGUUCGGUCAUCAAAGCGCUUCGAUGGCUGUUGAAAUCAGCAGAGGUCGGAUGUUUACAGGUGGUGCAUUCAGUACUUAUUGGAACCUUUCUGAACCAAAAGGUGCCCAGGGACAGGAAACAAGCACCUCCUCUGCCUCUGUGGGCAUUUGUGCAGUGGGAGCGUCGUGUGCUCAUGUCCAACUGCACAGUAUUAGAAAUCAUUCUACUGGGUACAUUUUUAUUGAUGGCAUGGGGAUCCCUUCGUUUUUCCGACGCGCAAAGGUUAGACCUCCAAAAGAUCAUCUAUCACGAUGGUACCAUGCGAGGGGUGAUAUGGCGCUCCAAGACAGCAGUCAGCGGCAUGCCCCUAGCAGUGGCGGCGGAGGGUUUCCUCAGCAAAGGCUCCCACAACUGGUUGUGGAAGUUCUUGACGGUUUUAGAUACGGUAUUGGCCAAAUCAGGCCUCUCCGAUGUUGAUUUUCUUCUUCCACUGAUGGAUGAGGAUGGACCAGUUUAUCCAUUGCAACCGAUGGAUUAUGCUACAGCGUUAUUUUACCUACGGAAAUUUUUGGGUUGCCCCUGGAGUCAACGACCAGACCCCUUGCAGCACUUGAAGUUGAACUUCACGUUACACUCCCUCAAAGCGACGCUAUUGUCGUGGGGACCACAGCUGCAUGAGAAGGUUACCCCUGAACAGCGUUUGUCUCAGGGACACCAUUCGGAUCCCAAUAGCAGUUUGGACACAUACUCACGUGACGUGGUGUGGACGUCCUUGACAUAUCAGCGCAAGAUGAUACAAGAGGUUCAGGGUGGAUGGCGUCCAGCCAUUGCACAGCAUCGGGGGAGAAUGGUCAUCUUCUACUCCUUUGUCGGUAUUCCAAAAGGCUUGCCUCCGCACGGCAUUUCAGCGAUGAAACAAAAAUUCAUGGCCAACUAUCCAUCCGAGUUGAUCCAUGCGGACCUUUUUCCAUCGACCAGAUUAGUGAGCCUGGUUCAUGACCAGCUCUCCAAGAAGGUUUGGAAGUGGGUGCCAUGGAAGUAUCGCAUCUCGCUCACCAGGUUCAUGAUCGGGCCAUCGCCUUGUGCCAAGGGCAAGGUUCAAUGGCUCACGGAGAUUCAACGGGAUGGUGGCUUCAAGCAACUAUGCAUGCGAUAUCAGGUGGGCAAGUGUCAGAAUCCCAACUGUUUCACCAUGCAUGAUCCAUUCAAUGAGGUUGACUCCGUGGAGACCGACCCAGUGCAUGAUGUGGACCCAGUUCAAGACUUCGCUCCGCCUAUUGAUAGUUUUACCCCGGGCCGUUUGCCCCAACCCGAGCAGGCGAAUGCGGUAGGUUAUGGAGCGGCCAGCCCUUCCUGCUGUGAAUACAGCAGACUCAAACUUCGAGAUGAUGACGGUCCCAAAGCUCUACGAUCACCGGAACACUUGUCCGGCCUACCCAAUCUUACACCCUGGGAACUGCAACGGGUCCAAGAGAGCUUUUUGAUGCUCUCUCGCUGCGUUGAGGUCCUCACCCUGGUUUUUCAAACAGGUCUCCGAGACGAUUCUGGUGCUUUUGCCAGUAGGGCGACGGCACAAUACCCACAGAAACUGGCACAGUUAUUUGCAAAUCUUGUGGCCCCGUUACUGGACACAUCGGCGUUGGACCUACAAUGGUCCUCUCUGGAUGCCCUCAUGCCCACCAAGCACCUGUCGGAUUAUCCAUUUGCACAAAUAGAUGGGGGUGGAGCUUUUUCCCACCCGGACUGGAGUCAGGAUAAUCGUCAAGAACAUGACUGGUUCCAGACGCUCCGUACUUCGUGGAUGAACAGGAUCAUCUCUGAGCGAUUGGAUAAGAUCCUACUGGCUCAUGUGGCGUCGGGCAACCCUUCACCACCAUUUUCGAUGGAGAUUCUGACCCCAUUCAAGGAUGAUCUGGAGAAAUUCUUGGAGGCACAUGGACAUCCACCAGAUUGGUCAGUUCGACCACAUCAGCCAAUACAUCUUCAUAUUUUACACUCUUUACAGAAGAUUAUGCACGACGUCGAUUUUACAUUAUUACCCAGUCUAUUAGAAGGUGUCCGAACCGGUUUUUCCACGGCGAUUCCUCCGUCGGGUAUUUUUCCACCCAAAGAACGUGCGGAUAUAGAACCCGAUCCAUUGUCAGCUCACCUCUCCAACUGGCAGAGCGCUGAAGAAGAUCUACCAUUAACACGAGAACUGGUUCAGGAGGAAAUUGACAAGGGUUGGGUUUUUGCAUAUAAAGGUUCUUUGGAAGAAGCGCAACAAGAAUAUCUGGCCGGUGUUGCUAUUGGAAAAUUGGGAGUGGCUCAAUCAGAUAGUCGAGCCCCCCGAUUAGUUGUGGACUCCAGCGUAUGCGGCCUCAAUGGUCGGUGUAUCAUUCCGGAGAGGUCCACCCUCCCGACGGCCAAGGAGGUGUUACGUAGCUACCCUCUACGUCAGUGUCAGAGGAAUCUGAUGGGCUUCUCUUUAGACGUUAAAGCAGCUCAUAAAAGAAUAGUUCUACAUCCAGACGAAUGCGGACUGGUUGGCUUUUCGCUAGAAGGGCAGCUUUUCUUCUAUAGAGUUACCCCAUUUGGUGCAGUUUUCUCUGCCUUUUGGUGGGCAAGACUGGGUGGACUCCUUCUCCGUAUAUUUCACCACUUGAUCUGGUUGAGUCACGCUGGAUUUUUAUAUGUGGAUGACUUCUUAUUUUUUAUGGAAGCCAACAUGAUGCCGUUGUCGGCCACAUUACUGUGUAUUUUCUGCCAGCUUUUGGAAAUUCCUAUCAGCUGGAAGAAGACGGCCAUGCACUCUUCCAUUGACUAUAUCGGCUGGAAAUUCAAUUUCAAUGCAGGUAUUGUGACAAUCCCCAUUGAAAAGAUCCUCAAACUCCGAGGGUACAUCGAACAUCUUGUUUCCCAGCCACGAACUACUCGUAAGUCUUUGGAGAAACUCAUUGGCCUGGCAAUGUGGAUUACUCAAUUAUUUCCACUCAUGCGGAUCUGGAUCCACUAUUGGUACCACGACCUCUACACCAUCCCGGCGACACAUUUCAGUAUUGAUGCUGGUACAUGGCCUCGCAUUCAUCAAUAUUUAACCCCUACUUUGACUUUUCAUACAGCACCUUUGGGCUCCGCUAUACCUAUUUCAGGUAAGCUCAUCGCAGUUCGACAUCAAGCAGUAUCCUCAUUGGCGGAUCUGACGUCAUUACAUAUCAAAACAGAGAACAGGAUUUGGUUACGGAUUAUCAAUCCGAAUUCCUCAAAACGCAAACUUCGUCCUGAUUCUCUUCGAAUUUUGAAGUUAUUUGACCAUUGGCUGAUGGGUGUUUCUCCAUCUCGACCAAUGAGAGCGAAGCCAUAUUGGAAUGGCAUUGCGGCAGCUGAUGCAUGUGCAUCGGGUUCCUACUGCCAAAUUGGAGGUUUCAUCCGUCAUCAUUCAGGCGUCCAAUUUUGGUUUUCUGAAAAAUUUUCCCAUGCCGAUUUUGACAUUUUGUCAAUUCAUUUAGACCCAAAUAUGCAACGAAGCAUUGCUUCAUUUGAAACUUUAGCCCAAAUUGCUUUAGUUUGGCUGGUGGCCACAUCUUUUCCUGGUUUUCGUAUUCCCAUUUGCGUGAAAUCUUUGAGCGACAAUACGGGAGCAGAGAGCGUGAGCAACAAAUUAUUCACCACGACUCAUCCUCUAUGUCUCUUUGUCGAGAUCCUCACGUGCCUGGCUUCGACAACGGGUAUUGAAUUGGAUGUGAGCCAUAUUCCUGGCGCGGACAAUGUCAUAGCGGAUGAUCUGAGCCGAUGGGAUUUUUCCACUCCCAUUCCACAUGAUUUUCAAGCAAGUGAAAGGAUUCAUCUUUCACUCAAUCAAUUAUUUCGUUGUUCACCUCACCCAACAUUGCAUCCUCCUGAUUCGAAACUCCUUUGGAAACUCCCACAUCCUCUUGCGAUGUGA